GUCAUCGUUAUGUGAUACGCAAAGACUGCAACCAACCAGCCGGCAGGUAGGCAAUCAAUUGCAUCUCACAGGUUAUUCCCAGUUCCUUCGUUUGGCGAUCACCGGAGAUCGUUUCCAUUGAAGUUUUUUUUUAUCAGUCUUCGGAUAAAUAUCCAUGUUGGGAUCGGUCGCCCAAUAGGGCAGGAAAGCAGGCUAAAACAGUCAUAUAUAAAGUUAAUUAAUCCCGCUACUCUUACUAACAGGUAGCCUUUGAGGUAUCGUACCGUGUCAUAGUUCUCUCAACAUGUAUUUCCCAUCUGUAAUUAUUCUCGCCUUGUCCUCGGGCGCCGCCGCCGCGGUUGCGCGCUUCGAUGUCCCGGUACCAGCCCGAGUCCGCGACGAUCCCACGCCGACGGAAUGCACAGCUUCGGCAAUCACCACCGAAACUACUAUCAACAGGGGAAGCGAGGGGAUCUGGGUAAUGGGACCAAGAGCAACGAACAUCAAUGAGCUUUAUACAUUCACACAGACGGACUGGCUUGAUAAUGAUCACCAAAAGAUACUUGAUACCUGCGGCAGUAUUUGUCUGGCAGGAAACAAUACCGCCGAAGCAGGCACUUGGCUCCCGAGCGGAAAAUACUUCCAAGGUGGAUAUGUGCAACACACCGGGAGGAAACGGCCCAGACCACCUCCUAUGGCAGUGCUCCUGCUACGAUCGUGCUGUGACACAAGACGAUCUCGUCCCUGGAACAGGAACUUGGAACGGCGCCAACCCGGGAAGUGGAACCAUGAUCAACCGAAAGUGCUGAUUCGGCUGCUAUACAAACGGGACUCGUUUGAGGCAGACUAAGGCGGGUAGCCUUAAGUGGUCGUGAAAUAGGGAUAUGCUAGUCGCUGCAUAGUAUGCGAUGAAUUUUUACGUACAUCAAAAAGGAGUUAAUAAAAGAAAUUGAUUGCCGCAGCUUCCUGAGUAAGGAAAUUUAUUUAUUUUGAUCUAU
Molecule: messenger RNA, 977 nt
Organism: Daldinia loculata
Lineage: Eukaryota; Fungi; Ascomycota; Sordariomycetes; Xylariales; Hypoxylaceae
Exons: 3
Coding region: 284-829 (181 amino acids)
Source: RefSeq, a predicted model, not a curated record